This is a messenger RNA of Exophiala oligosperma, 402 nucleotides long. RefSeq lists its product as uncharacterized. The transcript has a single exon. NCBI's taxonomy places the organism in Eukaryota, Fungi, Ascomycota, Eurotiomycetes, Chaetothyriales, Herpotrichiellaceae. The record is from RefSeq and is a predicted model, not a curated record. The coding region runs from base 1 to 402 and encodes 133 amino acids.
AUGUCGAAACCUAACAUGGGCGAGUCUGAAGCUCGAGAGCAAUUUGCUAGAGGCAGACCAGAAGAAGCCACAAUCGGGGUAACGGUCAAAUCGGUUGUACAUCUAGAUCUCUCUCCCCUCCGACCCCCCUUUUUCUCAAUCACACGCAAAAGGGGGCAGAUUGAGUGUUCUGGUCUUGAUGGUACGUGCGCAAAGGGGGACAAAGUAUGGGACUUCUGUGGUGAAUGCACUUUUCUUUCAUUGAUGACUUGUGAUGUGGAAGGUGGUGGUGGUAAUGCACGGGUGCCCGAUGAUCGUAACACGCGACUCGGGGGCUUUCCACCUCGUGAGUACCUCAUCUGUCCUUUUUACAAAGGCGACCGCACACUCACUUGUCAACUUGUAUUUUGGAAUUGUACGUAG